CCCCUCGCCGCGCCCGCCUCCCCUCCCCGGCACUGCAGCAUUCGUCGCCUGCAGCUCCAGCCGCAGCCCGCGCCCCUCCGGCCUCCGCCGCCGCGCCGCCAGCACCAUGGCCAGCACCGUGUCCGCCUACAAGGAGAAGAUGAAGGAACUGUCCGUGCUAUCCCUGAUCUGCUCCUGCUUCUACUCGCAGCCACACCCCAGCACCAUCUACCAGUAUGGGGACAUGGAGGUGAAGCAGCUGGACAAGCGGGCCUCUGGCCAGAGCUUUGAGGUCAUCCUCAAGUCCCCUUCCGACCUAUCCCCAGAGAGCCCAGUGCUCUCCUCUCCCCCCAAGAAGAAGGAUGUCUCCCUGGAAGAGCUGCAGAGGCGGCUGGAGGCGGCUGAGGAGCGGAGGAAGACGCAGGAGGCGCAGGUGCUGAAGCAGCUGGCCGAGCGGCGCGAGCACGAGCGCGAGGUGCUGCACAAGGCGCUGGAGGAGAACAACAAUUUCAGCCGCCUGGCGGAGGAGAAGCUCAACUACAAGAUGGAGCUCAGCAAGGAGAUCCGCGAGGCGCACCUGGCGGCGCUGCGCGAGCGGCUGCGCGAGAAGGAGCUGCACGCGGCCGAGGUGCGCAGGAACAAGGAGCAGCGGGAGGAGGUGUCCGGCUAGGGGCCCCCGCAGCUCGCCGCCGGAGCCUGCGACAGACAGGAACCCGUUCCUCCGGUUUUGGUUUCGUUCUGUUCAACUUCGUCUAGAUGCACCUUUUGUUCCUGCCCCCCACCCCCACCCGGCUCCCGGCUCCGCUUCUCCUGCCGCACGGUCCCCCGUCCUGCCCUGUCCUGCCCCGGAGGUGAGCUCCCUGGCUACGCACCCCCCUGGAGGCCCCCAGGCCAGGGGCGGCUGGGGCCCUUCUUUGCAACCCCCUUAGUGGAGGUGGACGCGGCCUGAAUAAACCCAGCCGCAGCGGCACCGAGCUCGCGGGGCCUCUGCUGGGCUGUGGGUGCUGGCAGGACUCGGGAGCAGGGGCAGUAGCGCCUGCUGUUUUCCUGUCUGGUGGGGGCCAGGAGGGCGGAGACGGGCGGCCGUCCCAGCCCCAGGAGCCUGUGUGUGCAGCAGAGCCUUUGGAAAUCGAGGGCCUGUUUAAUGUGGACGUUCUGCGAUGAGAGUGGCUAGAGACCCAAGGGUCCUGGGAGACCAACUGCCCUGGGUGGGCCCCGGGGGCGGGGUGGGUUGGGGGAGGUGGCAGGCUGUGGCUGGCUCAGUCUGCAGGGGAGUGGGCACGCUCCCCAGGGACCUGUGUGCUGGCGGCCCGGUCCAGGGCGUGUGAGGCAGAAGGGUGGGCACAGGCCCCUGGCCCAGGAAAGCCACCCUCCCCAGCCCCCUCCACCCCCAGGGCCUUGCCAGUGGCUCUGAAGGACCCCUGUCCUUGGAGACCUCCAGGGAUCUUGGCUCACGCCCUGCUCUCUGCUCAGGCGGAAUUUGCUCUGGGCAGGUGAGGCCAGGUGUGCUUCAGCUGAAGGAACAGCAAGGGGGUCAGGGUCACCCGAACCAGGCGCUUGCAAGUACAGAUGUUGGAAGGGAAAGGGCCAGGAUUCCCCAACCAGCCCCCCAUCCCCACCCGGUCCCCUCCACCUGGAGGUUGGAGACACGACACUGGGCUCUUCUGCCAAGAACCCCUGGACUGGAUCAUUCCCCAAACCUUGGCCUGGGGGAUCUCCAGAUCACUAAUGCUGGCCUUCAAGGGUUGCCACCUGCCUGGGUGUUGUGUGUGGGGGAUCACCCCGACUUUGUGCCCCUGGAAUAUCCUCCCCUUCCCCAUGGCUAGGAGCUGGGGGCAGGGUCCCUGUUGGCCAUCUGCUGGGUGUGGAGUGAGAGACGGGACAGGCUGCAGUCCCCCGUGCCACAGGCUGCCACCACAUGCACAAACCCAUGGGGCAGCUGGUCUUCCACAGCCCAGCCAGAGAGCACGGUGAGCUUGGAGGAAGAAGGGAACCCCAGUCCCUUUCCCAUCCACACCAAGCCAGCUUCAGAGGGGGCGAGGCGCCAGGACGGGACCUUGUGGUGCCCACUGUAGUUGGUGGGAUUCAGAAGGGGACACGGAAAGGGAAGUGAUGUCUGGAUUUGUCCUGACAGCAGGAGCCGAGUGUAACAUGCACCCACCUCAUCCACGUAGUCAAAGUGAAUUUAAAAAUUAAAUCAAAUGAAUUAAA
Choloepus didactylus (southern two-toed sloth) is the source of this 2190-nucleotide messenger RNA. RefSeq names its product stathmin 3 (gene STMN3). The record is from RefSeq and is a predicted model, not a curated record. Gene Ontology annotation, cellular component: cytoplasm; neuron projection. Bases 107 to 649 code for a protein of 180 amino acids. Gene Ontology annotation, biological process: regulation of microtubule polymerization or depolymerization; neuron projection development; microtubule depolymerization. NCBI's taxonomy places the organism in Eukaryota, Metazoa, Chordata, Mammalia, Pilosa, Megalonychidae. Gene Ontology annotation, molecular function: tubulin binding. The transcript is spliced from 5 exons.